CCCAAAAUCACCCAAAUCACCCAUUGUAUGAGCUACUGUCGCGACAUCGAUCCCUAAUCCCUUCACAAUGGCGGCAGCACAGUCAACCUCGUCGAUUCUCUCUUUCCUACUCCCUCGUGUGUCCGCCCCGGCAGCAUCGGCCGCUUCGCGCUCUACGACUCUCUUCUCGAGAUACGCCUCAACUCCGAUCCUUCCUACGAUUGCUUUCGCCAUUCCCGCGUCGAUACGUCUCAAUGUUCCUUCUCUGCUCGGCGAUAUCUGGGAGUCGGUUCUCCGAGCUGUGCCCAAGAAGAAGACAUCCCAUAUGAAGAAGAGGUCGCGCUUCAUGGCUGGCAAAGGACUGAAGGAUGUUACGGAACUCAACAAGUGCUCAGCAUGCGGGCAUGUUAAGAGAGCGCAUUUGCUGUGCCCUUACUGCGUGAAAGAGAUCCAAGACAUGUUCAAGGCGACGAUGAAGAAGGCAUCUGGGACGACUGGGACGACCAAGUCUGAAUAAGUGCACUGUAUAAUUUGGAGGCUGUAAAUUUGAAGUCUGAUAGAGAGGUCUGGCAUUGCAACUGGCGUUAUUCAAGGGCGAUGGGAAAGCGAAGAUGGUGGUAAUGGCUACAUGCUGUUGCCAAUGUGACAAUAUUGUAUAAAAUAUAACAAAAGAUUGAUCUCACUAGAUAGAGAUUGAUAUGUUACAAUAUGUAUCA
Molecule: messenger RNA, 695 nt
Organism: Pseudogymnoascus verrucosus
Lineage: Eukaryota; Fungi; Ascomycota; Leotiomycetes; Thelebolales; Thelebolaceae
Exons: 2
Coding region: 68-496 (142 amino acids)
Biological process (GO): translation
Cellular component (GO): mitochondrial large ribosomal subunit
Molecular function (GO): structural constituent of ribosome
Source: RefSeq, a predicted model, not a curated record